AUGGAUGGAUCGUUUGUGCCUAGAAACAACAUUGAAGAGGCUAUACUUCUUUUAAUGAUUUUGCUUAGAAAAGUCACUCUAAAUAGAAUUGAGUGGGAUCCUUCAAUUUUGGACCACCUUUCAUUUGCUCUAUCUGUUUCUGGAGAUUUGAUGAUUUUAGCCAAUCAAUUGGAAGAAUUGCUUCCUGGAACUAUCCAUCGAAAGGAGAGGUUCCAUGCUUUAGCUCUUUGUUAUUACGGAGCAGGGAAGAACGUGGAAGCGCUGGAUCUUCUUAGAAAACUGCUGAGUAAUAGAGAGGACCCAAGACAUGUUCCAAGUUUGUUAAUGGCUUCUAAGAUUUGUUGCGAGAACUUCAGUGUUACAAAAGACCCUGGGGUAAGCUUUGCUCGGAUGGCACUUGAGAACUUGGAUGGAAGAUGUAAUCAGUUAGAAAAUAUGGCCAAUUUCUUACUUGGUGUUUCACUUUCUGCAUACUCGAAAUUUGCAAUUUCUGAUGCUGAGAGGGUUAAGAGACAAUCUGAGGCACUUCAUACCCUUGAAAAUGCCUGCAAAUUGAGCAGAAUGGAAGACCCUGUUGUAUUAUACCAUCUGAGUUUAGAAUAUGCUGAGCAACGGAAGUUGGAUGCUGCACUUCAUUAUGCUAAGUGCAUUGUAAAACUUGAAGUUGGCUCUAAUGUUAAAGGUUGGUUACUGUUAUCUAGGGUAUUAUCCGCACAAAAGCGGUUCUUAGAUGCCGAAUCUAUUAUCAAUGCUGCUUUGGAUCAGACUGGGAAAUGGGAUCAAGGUGAUUUGUUACGAACAAAGGCGAAACUUCAGAUCGCUCAGGGCCAGUUAAAGAGUGCCAUUGAGACAUACACUCAGCUUCUUGCUGUUCUUCAAGUUCAUAGUAAAAGUUUUGGUUCUCGGAAUAAGCUAUUUAAGUUCUUCACCUUUGGCUCUGAUAAUUGCGCUUUAGCUUUAUCAAAUUACUUGCACUUCAAUGUCACAAACCACAGUGUGUGUUCUGCUGCUUCUCCUAGCUUGAAACUUGGAGGCAGAGGGGAUUCGAAUUUGAAUUUUAGGAGGUUUUUUAAUGAUUUCAACACCGCUAUUAGGUUCCACACUCAGAAAUUGCCAAUUGGAUUUGAUUCUCCUGCCUUGAUGCUAGGGAUAAUAGUGAUGAUAUUGCCUUGCUACUCAGUAGCUAUGAGGAAUGUUAUUCUAGGGAUAAUAGUGAUUUCAACGCAGCUAUUAGGUUGA
Arachis ipaensis is the source of this 1239-nucleotide messenger RNA. Lineage: Eukaryota; Viridiplantae; Streptophyta; Magnoliopsida; Fabales; Fabaceae. The record is from RefSeq and is a predicted model, not a curated record.